AUGAAAACAACGUCGGAAACCAAUGAAAAAUUCAAAGAAGAAUUAAAUAAAUUUUUAAUUUCACAAGGAAAAAAUCUUUCAUUAAUUGAUACGCAUGGUCACAAUUGCCAAAAUUGUUCAAGAGAUAUUGUUGCAGUUAAGAUUAUCUAUGGUUGCCAAGCAUUAUUGAAUAAUGCAUAUGCUUCUAAUGGAAGUGCUUUCAAUCUUUCUCCGGAGUAUGAUAUACAUUCACCUCAUCUUACUGUUGAUGAAAACGAAAGAAACAAUCAUGGCACUGUUUCAUUCGAUCCAACAAGAAGUGAUCGUCAUGAACAUCAAAGUGGGAGUUCUGUAUCAUCAGAUGAAUAUCCAAUUAAUGUAACAGUCUCAUCUGUUAUAUCUCCACUUCAAUUACUAAUGUCGCCAGCUUCCUCGUCAUCUAUUGUCAAUUCUCCAACACAUGGAAAUAAUAAUACGUUAUCAUUGGUCAACACUAAUAAAUUUAAUUCUGGCUCAUGUUUAUUUGCAAACGACACGAAAAUGUCCAGUCCAAAUAAAUCAUUAGAACACACAAUUGAUGAAGAACAGGUGAAGACACUUCGCUAUUUGCAACGUCAAACAGAUGAUUCAUUAAUGUUUUCCUGUAAUAUUGAUGGGAUUCAACAACGUGAACGAACAUUAGGUCUUGUUAUUUCUCAAGAUGAUAUGAAUCAACUGAAACUAUUCAAACAAAACCAUCAAAUAAAAAGAGAUGCAAAGAAUAAUAAUGUCAAAUCGACUAAUUUACCUUCUGACAAUACUGUUGAGCAUAAAGGAAGAAAUUAUGAAUGGACAGUAAUUUUAGACGAGUAUGUGGAACGUUCGAAUGAUUAUUGUGUGUUUGCUUACGAACGACACCACUUUACUAUUCGAAAUUCAAUAGGCAAUAGUAAUCAAUUCUUUUUAAGUGCAGAUGCGCAUUGUGUAUUUAGUACAUGCUCUUGCGAAUUUCAUGCUAUCGUCAAUGAAAAUGGUACAAUUGCUGUUACUUACUCAGGACAUAUUGAUCAUAUAAUAGGCGAGAUACAUGCAAGACCAUAUCGUGGGAGUCGCCGUGAAAAUUUGCAGAAACUUACUUCACUUGGCGCUACACCAAAUGCUCUUCAUCUUGCACAACUUAAACUGCUAUCUGACAACAAUAAAAAAUCAGGUAAUAGAAACAGUGUAGGAUCAAGUGCAUCAGUAAUUCGCAAAAUAUCAAGCGAAGCUAAUGUUAAAUUGCGUCAAGCUAAUGAUUUACACAAUAGCCUUCACCAAAUCAAGGGUCAUCAAGCAAAAACUGUUUUUCCUGGUGAGCCAAUUCCAGGAUAUCUUCAAGUAAUAGGUGUGGAGCCGCUAAGGCUUGUUUGCUUCACAGCAGGAGGUAUUGCCGCAUACCAUAAAUUUGCUUUAAACAUGCCGCUCUCGUGGGAUGCGACGGGUGGUAUUGUAAUGAAACGAGAAAAACAAAUCUAUUAUUAUGAAUUAACAAUGACGAACCUGAUUAAAGGCGGCCCAUCUCUUCCUAUUACAUCAAUGUUGAGCGAAUCACAUGGUACCAUGGAUAUUAUUCAUUGGAUGAAUUGUUUCAUUGAAAAAUACAAACAAAUCUACGGUUAUUCUGAACAAUUUCCCAAGCCACCUAUCAUCCAUUCCGAUCGUGCCCUGGUUUUUCUGAAUGCUGGUAUCCAGAUUUUCAAUCGAGAUGAAACGAUGAAUCGCUAUAUCGAAAGAUGCUGGCGCAUCAUACAUCGUACAGCCAGUAAACAAGACCUAGAAAUUACGAUUGUUCACGCAUGUCUUGGCCACUUCAUGAAGAAUGUCAAGAAACACGCAUCUAAACAUAUGAACAAAAAACAGGUUCCAUUUGGAAUGUGGCUAAUGGCUUUAUUAGUGAAUAGCAACACAUUGAACGAGAUGAUCAUCGUAUGGCGCAACAUCUGCACUCUUCUUCUCAGUGUCAAUCAAAACGAUCAUUUCAAGAUUUCCUUAUCUGUUUUAUCAAAGAUGGCUGAUCAAAUGAACGCCAAUCCUGACACAACGAACUUUGUUCUACAGAAUGUCACACUAACCCCCAAAGCACAGUUGAUCAGCAAUCUCGAUACAGAGAUCGAACAAGACGAUGGAGUCGAUCUGAUGCUUGGUGAGGAAGAAGCGGUGCUAAAUUUGGAUUCAUCGUUUAAAGAGUUGUUCGGAAAAAUUUUCCAGCAAUGCAAAGAGUUACUCAAGACUUACGAUGUAGAGCAAUGGAAACAUUUGCCAAGUAAUCCAUUGUUCUCUGCUGCAUUUCUGACUCGUGUUCUGAAGCUUUACAUGCCAACAGCUCCACUCUGGAGCAAUCUUCUUUUGGGUGAUUUUGGUCGUCGAUAUGGGUAUUCAUCAACUUCGACGCGUCCAUCAUGCCCAUGCCAUUCUGGUAGAACAACUGGAGCAUCGGAAUCACGAAUGCGUGUGUUGAAGGAAGCGGUUUUAAAUAAGAGAGUUUAUUCACGAGUUGAUGAAGUAGUCGCGAAGCUAGGUGACACAAUUGAAGCCGUUGAAAUUCAAUUUGCUGACUAUUCGUUGAUUAAAGCCGGAAAGAAUCGAUUGCUACCAGCAACGAAGCAAAAAUCGGCGUCGGAAGGAUGGAACAAGCGUAGAAGGAGCGGAAGUACCGACAGUUCUUAUAGCGCCGGGCGUCCAUCGACAAAUCUUGUUGCUAUGAUGAAUACUCGUUUAUUGGGACAAAAUGACGAUGCGAAUCUAGAUGUUGGAAAUGUUACACACUUCUUACGGUUCGAGAAUGAGGAAAGCAAUUGCUGGUAUAACAGCAUGCUGCAAAUGAUCCUCGCGUCUGGUAAUAUUACUCAAGCAAUCGAACGUAUUGGAUAUAUUGAGGGUGAUUUUGUAUCUACAAAAGUGUUGUCGAUGGUGAAUAUGUUAAAUACAUUGGUAAACAAGCAAGCAAGGCAAGGCAAUGAUGACGAACGACGAGUUGUUAAGCAAAAUAUGAUUUCUGAACAUUUGCUACAUCUUCGUUGGGCUGGAAUUAACAUUCGACCUGGGUUGUUCAACUGCGUUUUUGACUUUUUUGAAGCAGCAAUAAUUGAUGUUCUUGAAUUUUAUGAUAUUGACUUUAAUUUUGUUCUUGAUAUUUUCAUCGAAUGUUCCUCAUGCAAAAAAGUAAGCAGUAUUGAUCGACAUACAUGGAGUUAUCUUCUGGUAACUGAACCAAUUGUUGAAGAAAGAUUAGAAGAUGUUAUGGCAAACGUAUUUGGAGAAACGUUGGGUAAGAAAACGUGUCCACAAUGUUUGAAGGAUGAUCUUCAUACCACUUCAAUGUCGAUGUUAAAUUGUCCAAAAAAUCUGUUCAUUCGUUUUCACGCAUCAACAACCACAGAACACGACAAUCACGUAAUGGAGAGCCAUGUUGACUUUACCAAACUUGUGUCAAAAAAUGUUAUUUUUACACGCUCAUAUGCGCGGUAUACUUUACAAUCAUUUAUUACAUUCACUGGCAAAGACGGCACAGGACAUUACGUCAUCUAUGUUAGAAGAAAAGAUGACUGGUAUCGUCUCAAUGAUACUAAUAUAACAUUAAUCAAAUCUUCUAGUUUAUUUGGUGAUCGAGCUGACCGACAACCAGUAGUAUUUGCUCACUUCACACGUCCAUCAAACAUCGAUAUAUUUUCCAAAGCACUUUGGAAUGUAUUUACAAAUUUUUCACCUUGUAAUAUUCAAUUGCUACCGACCAUUUCCUUAAACGAUGCUAUCGCUUAUUACUCAAAACAAGAUAUAUUGAACAAAAAUUUACUCAACUUCGCAGUUGCCAAACGGUUUUAUUGUCCCAAUUGUAGAAAAGGUAACGUUGAAUCAGUAGAAUAG
This is a messenger RNA of Adineta ricciae, 3861 nucleotides long. The record is from the annotation of a GenBank genome assembly. NCBI's taxonomy places the organism in Eukaryota, Metazoa, Rotifera, Eurotatoria, Adinetida, Adinetidae.